ACAUGAGAGACUCUCUAAUGGCUGUAGAGACUCAGCCGGACUUCAUACAAUGCUCUUCCAGCUCCUUAAAACAUUUGGCGAGUUUCAAACCAGGAGAGUGUGUGAGCUGAGAGAGACUCUGUGCUCUACAGCAAACGCACUCACUGAGCAGAGGAUGUGCUUCGAUUUGGCACACACAUUUCCAGAUGCAGAGCCGCAAACAACAGCUGAUGUGGAUGCUUCCUAUGGAUCACCUUUAUUUCAAGACCAUGUGACAGAUGUGAUUCUUCAUGUUCUGGAAGAUGUCCACGCCAUCAUAAAUCAGUUGAGUGUAAUGAGCAGGAGGCUCGAUGCUGGUAUUGCUUUUCUUUCUGAAGUCAGUGAAGAGACAGAUGAUCCAACCAGUUUUGGACGUCUGAAUACUGCAAACAACAUGAAAACAGAAUCCAGUAACACAAAUAAACCACUGGAGCAGCUUCAUGAGAAUCACAGCCUUGCAAACGUUCAGUCUAUAAGGCUCACAGAUGAUCCUACAGAUGCAGUGAAGACCUGUACUGUGGUUGAGGAUGACAGAAAUAGGAGAGAUGAGAUCUCACAAACAAGAACAGACUCAGCGGAUGAAAAUAUUGUGGAGAGUCUGAAUAUGAAUGAUAAAGUGGAUGAAAAAAAAGAAGGAGAGGAGAGAGAGAAAAGUAAAGGAGAGGAGGGUGAAAGGCUGAAGCAGACACUGGUCACUGUUGGACUUGCAGACAGAGCUGGAUCCUCCAAGUCUCCUAAACUCUGCUAUAUAAUGGCCUCAUCAGACAUUGUGAGUGCAAUGAGCUGUGAGUUGGUGGACGGUCUAAGUUCUCUGAUAGUGUCUGGAUCAGAAGAGCUGCUCAGCGCCGUCCUCCGCAUACAAACCUACAGCCAUGUUAAAUGUCCCUUUCCACUCACGGUAGCAGUGCCAUUCCAGGCCAGUUACCGUGGGAAUUACAGAGAGAUCAUAGUGAAAGUGGUGGAUCCAGGACAAAGAGUCAGCUACGUCACACCUGUGUCUACUGAAGGGUUUUUUGAAGGACAACGGGGUUCAUUUGCGGUAGUGCGGGUGUAUACUCUUGGUGUGUUUGCAGUUCUAUCCCGUUUGAGGACAGAGAGCUUCACAGUCUCUAAGGCCGGACUGUCUCUCAAACUGAGUGUGGACUCCAGAAUAUGCCUUGACUACUUGCCUGGAUCCUUCACCACACCAGUUGUUGCUCAAGUGAUGGUACAGCCAGUGGAUGCUUUUAUUUUAUCGUCUCUAAAAUCCAGAAAUGAUUCUUACCAUGAAGCUCUUACCUCAACCCCCCUGCUUUACCUCAGCCAUCCAUCAAACCUUAAACUCAGACGACCACUGACAGUCAGCUUGCCCUGUCCUCCAAUCUGCGACAAGAGGAGAGCUGCAGAAGAUGCUGACAGACCUGCUCGAGCAUCAAACACUUUCUCACCACAGCUUAUGAGGGUUGAUGGUGCCUCAGUAAAAACUCAUAAAGGCUGUAAGGAGCAGCUGGCUCUGCUGGGCUGGACAGAGAACCACUGGAACGUUCUGGAUAAAGUCAGUGUUAAGAACCUACAGAACAGCUUGGUCUGUUUUGAGCUAACAGAAAGCUAUGAAAGGUUAAUAGUCCUUCGCCUUCAGUCCUCUGUAAAAUCCUCCUGCCUGGCUUCAUUAGUUGAAGAACUGGAAGAGGCUGUAAAGAGCUUCUCUGUGACAGUGAUGCUGCAUCAUGAGCGUUUGGACCCCUGCAGUGUGGUUGUGGAGACCCUGUCCAGCAGAGAUGUGAGCUGGGCACUGCGUGAACUGCAGGAUCAGGGUUACUGUGGUCCUCCAGACUCCUCAUCUGAACUCUCCAUGAGGGAGGGAGAACAGCUGCUGAUCCGAUUCAGUGGGAACAUAACCUGCGCUGGCAAUGAACAGACAGAUUCCCACAUAAUCACAUUCCACAACCAAAGAAAGAACCGUCUGUAUUUGACAUUAAAAGAAGUGGACCCCUUCGGCAACCACAGCUCUCCACACUACAAAGGUGUAGCCAGUUUCUUCAAGGUCAGCAAAGAUGAUCUGGUCUGGAGUGAUGAUAGAGCAUUCGUUAAGGACUGUCCGCUAGAAGAACCUGUCUGCCGGCUGCCGAUCACUCUGCCCAAGGGUGCCAGAACAGUCUUUCAGCCUGUGAGAAUCAAGUUAAUGCAGCAAAGUGUAACCCAGCUCACUGACUAG
Messenger RNA from Danio aesculapii, 2212 nucleotides. RefSeq names its product death domain containing 1 (gene dthd1). The record is from RefSeq and is a predicted model, not a curated record. The coding region runs from base 50 to 2212 and encodes 720 amino acids. The transcript has 9 exons. NCBI's taxonomy places the organism in Eukaryota, Metazoa, Chordata, Actinopteri, Cypriniformes, Danionidae.